CACGGCAACAGACAGAGAAGGGAUUAUUCUCGACCUUUACCUGUUUCAACGAGAUAAACUGGAUUGAAUGGGAAUGGGAAUGGGAAUGGGAAUGAGAAUGGGAAACAUUCAAAAUCUCGACUCCUCGUCAAUAUGUCACCUUACAUAUUACCAUCGAACCAAACGGCAAUAAUACCUUUCUUAACACGACCCACCACGGCACAAAAUUUGAAUGAUGGAAGCAAGGAAAACCCAGAUCUAAACUCUCCUCGUUCGGUGUAGCCGCCCGAACCCUGAGUUACGGCGCAGUCUGCUUUUACUUUUGCUUGGGACCUUUCACUUCUUGGUGUGUUCUGAACGAUAGGAACGAACUUUUAAUAUAAAAUCUUUUCAAAAUGACGAGUUCAAUAGAUCAUUCGUCACCUUUGUCUUCCAGCCAGAAUUAAAGGAGUUUCAAAUGUUUGGUUCCAGCUUAUCGGUUUGUUCAAAUCUGGUUAGGAUUGCGAAGAAGAUUGGAGCUCCUAGGAUGGUCAAUCUACACGAUCGGUUCAUCAAGCCCUAUGAAAGUAGUUCUUCGUUAUGUGAUAGGUCAGGCCAUCUAAGGAUCGUGGGUAUAAGCUACCAAAGGCUCAAAGCUCACGAUGGUACCUGGAGAUCCACCAUAAUAUAUGACAGCUGUACGGAGUUGGUACUCUUUCAAGGGCAGUUACUGGAUACAUCGGACGGGAAGAUAGUGAUUACUAUUCACGAACAGGUGCCCUCAUUUAGAUGUUCGGUCCCUUGUUCUUGAUACAUCGUUGAACGAUUGGUUCUAUUCAGCUGCAUUCAUGAGAAGAUGGGUGUUCUCCCACGGUUCUGACCUUGAUAUGAUUAUUCGAACUUCUAUCGUGGGUUCUCAUUGGUUGGUUUUAAUCUUUCGUGGCUCAACAAACAGACCCAAUCAUUCACCUGAGCUCCAAGAAGAGACUAGGUACGGAGAAUUGCCUCGGUUUCGGAAGAUGACAAGUGGGUCUGUCGUCGAUUUCAUCUGAAGCUAUUCCCAUUUCAUGGGUACAUGUUAAAAUCUAAGUGGAUUUUUACAGAUGACAGCUCUCCACAAACUGUGUCCCUUGAUCUUUGGUAUGGUGUAUCCCAAUAUAUCUCAAUAGCACGAGCCACAAUACAUACACACCACGCCCAGUCAUACUCAAAUAACAUUAUCAAAUCUUCCUUCGGACCCAUUUUCAAAAGGUUCUAGAGGGAAAAUAAGGCGAUGUUUGCUGGCAGCCACAAGUAUCGUGCCCCAAUGAUUUUAUACGAUCCAUUUUAAGAGUAGAUCCUCGCCAAAUCUAUCGGUUCGUGGAGGUACAAGGUCAGGCAACUUUCCGAUUGACCAGCAAUGUCCAUGUCUAAUGGUGGCAAUUUUCAACAAAAAUGAUUGAAUGAAACGAGGCUUCAUCGAUCAUAUACCAUUGAUAUUGUUUUAAGGAUGGAAAUUUGAAAUUAGUAUCUACAUGAAAUUUACAUUUUAGUUCAACGAACCCCAGAACUUAUACUCCACCUGUUCUUGACUCUCUUUGAUUGUACUCUUUGACUUUCAAAUAUACAUACCCUUCUGCCGUUACCCAUUGUGCUUAGGUUAUCUCAAAGCUUGGUUGGCAGUGACAUAUUCGAUGUAUUGGUGUUACGAAGUCAACGACUUGCAAAAACCUGGCCAUUGGAUUUGAGAUUGCCCGGAUGAUAUGAGCUGUACAAAUCUCGUUGUGGAGGCAUGGACAUCUUGGGCCAUAGCCGUCGUGUUCAUUGCAGUGAGAAUUUCUGCACGAGUUUCGAAUCUGGGAUGGAGACAAUUAAAAUUGGAUGAUGGUUUAAUGUUUGCCGUUUUGUUCGCAUAUACAGCUGAAGCAACCUCAUCAUACUACCUCGUGGCUCGCUGGUUAGGUUAUUCGAAUGGUGGAAUGACUGAAUUGGAGCGUCAGACUCUUGAUCCUAAUUCUUUAGAAUGGUUGUACCGAGUUAACGGGGCUAAAACGCAUAUUUGGAAUUGGGUAACCUACAUUUCGUUGAUGUGGUUACUGAAAGCUUGUUGGAUCACCUACUAUGCUCGUUUGAUUUCAGCUGCUGAAAAAAGGCCAUUGAAACGUAUCACUGUAGGAUAUGUGGUGUUGGGUGUCACAUAUCUAUCAGCUAUUCUGGUAGUAUUUUGUAAAUGCAUGCCAUUGAAGAAGCAAUGGCAAAUUUAUCCAGAUCCAGGAAAUUCCUGUUAUUCUGGCAAUUCUGUCUUUCAAAUGGCUUUCAUCAUGUCUGUUAAUACAGUAACCAAUAUGUAUAUCAUGGCUAUACCUCUACCUACAAUUCUUGGUACCAAGUGCAUGUUACCAUAUCAAAAGCUCUUUCUUCUCGUCCUUUACAGUGGAGGAUUUCUCGUCACCGUCUUCGGAAUCCUACGUUGUGUUUCCAUCUUGACCACCUUAGGCACAGCCACAUCAAGCGGACAAUGGUCGCUUCGCGAAUCAUUUCUCGCAGUCCUAGUAACCAAUCUUCCAAUCGUCGCUCCCAUCAUCAAACGUUAUUCCCAACAAGUCCGUGAUCAAUCCACGAAAAUCUCAUCACAUACAGGAAGUUCGCCUUUUCGAGAAGAGGAGGUCGAAUUGGGUGAACUGAAACUGAAUCAUGAAAGAUCCCGAUCAAGAGGAAGAAAGCAAUCUUUAAUCCCUAGGAUCAAAGAAAUUGGACCUGGGGAGUGGGAUGAUGAUGAGGUUGUUAUGGUUCCGAAAGCUGCGCUGCAGAGAUCUUACAUGGGGUGCAAAAGUUCGGCGCCAAGUGAAGAUGAGAGGGGGAAUUAUUUCCAGUCUCGUUCGCACACAUCUACUACUCCUAACGGCAAUGGGAGCUCGAAAGAAGAAUUGCAAAUAUCGGAAUUACAACAGCGAUUAGAUUUAGUACCGAAGAAGGAAAAGAGUAAUAUGAGAACGACGAUUCAGGCGGGCUAUGGAAAUCAUAAUCGCUGGAAUUGGAGCAGGGAUGAGAGGAAAGAUGGAGAAGGGGAGGAGGUGGAAGAGGGUCAGAUUAGAGUGGUGCAGGAAUUUAGAUUUACGAAUAGUGCUAGUAGUGUUUAUGGGGGACCUGUUGCUGGACGAUAGGUUGAUAGAGGAUAUGAGAAGAGAAAAUGGGGGAAGAAGGGAGGGUGAAGGGAAGACGAAAUUAUAUGAUAC
Molecule: messenger RNA, 3173 nt
Organism: Botrytis deweyae
Lineage: Eukaryota; Fungi; Ascomycota; Leotiomycetes; Helotiales; Sclerotiniaceae
Exons: 6
Coding region: 1701-3101 (466 amino acids)
Source: RefSeq, a predicted model, not a curated record